Messenger RNA from Racocetra fulgida, 337 nucleotides. Lineage: Eukaryota; Fungi; Glomeromycota; Glomeromycetes; Diversisporales; Gigasporaceae. The record is from the annotation of a GenBank genome assembly.
GGAUCUUAUCCAUUUUUGAAAUUUAAUGAUCAGUAUGACAAUUUGUUUGAAGAUUUACUGAAAAACCUUUUUUUAGUAGCUUUAAAUGAAUCACAAACUGAAUACAUGCUAGACGAAAAGAUCUUAGCUAAUAAUAAUCACGACGAAACAAACUCUAGUAAUUCGAAUGCUUCUCUUAAUGAAGAACCUUUAGAUAAUUUAAAUACUUCUGAUAAAGAAACUUCAACUAGCUCAUGGAUUCUUAAUAGCAAAACCUCAAAUAAUUCAAAUAUACUCAACAAAGAAACUUUAAGUAGUUCAGAUCUUUUUAAUAAAGUUUACGAUGAAGAAGUUUUAG